Liolophura sinensis is the source of this 2281-nucleotide messenger RNA. RefSeq names its product anti-sigma-I factor RsgI6-like. Gene Ontology annotation, biological process: carbohydrate metabolic process. NCBI's taxonomy places the organism in Eukaryota, Metazoa, Mollusca, Polyplacophora, Chitonida, Chitonidae. The record is from RefSeq and is a predicted model, not a curated record. Gene Ontology annotation, molecular function: hydrolase activity, hydrolyzing O-glycosyl compounds. The coding region runs from base 1 to 1692 and encodes 563 amino acids. The transcript is spliced from 12 exons.
AUGAGGACCCCACUGCUUUUAGUGGUGAUUACCGCCGUUCUUGUUGGCGGACAAGAGAUUCUGAAAAACCCGGGCUUUGAAACCUUGUCUGACUGGGACUGCUGGUCAAUCCACUGUGAGCUGACCACUGACCAUCACGGAGGAAGCCAUGCGCUGAGCGUUACUGAACGAAAAAAGUAUUACCAGGGUCCGAGUCAGACAGUUCCUACGGUGGAAGGACGAGUGUACCAUGUGCAGGCCUGGGUGAAAAUGAUCAACGACAACAGUAACAUCCAGCACAUUGAAUUGAUGGUGAACCACUUACUGAAGAAUGGACACAAUAACUACGACACAGUCUCAGCUCAAGUUCCCAUCAGCACCAGAUCAGGCUGGGUCUUCUUGUCUGGGGAAAUGGUCGUUCCUCGGGGAUUGAAGAGAAGCCUGCUUUAUUUCCAGGGCCCUGAACCGGGCCUUGGUUUUCUCGUUGACGACGCUUCCAUGACGGAGAUGCACAUCGACAACAACAACUGGGUGGCCGAGGCAAACGCUAGGAUAGAUAAGAUACGGAAAAGUAACAUUCACGUCAAAGUUUCAACCGACAAUGGCAUGGAUCCUAGCUCGGUGACUGUUGAGAUAACGCAGAAGAAACAUUUGUUUCCUUUUGGCACGGCCGUCGUCGCCUCGUCGAUGGGUAAAGAUAACAGUGGGUCGGAACAGAAGUAUCGACAAUUUAUAUUCGACAAUUACAACUGGGUGGUGUUGGAAAAUUCCCUAAAAUGGCCCAGCAUGGAGAGAACAAGGGGUCACGUGGAUUACGCCACUUCGGAGACCGCCAUUCGGAGGCUAAAGAGUCACGGAAUCAAAGUUCGUGGUCACAACCUCAUUUGGGGCGCGUCUCAACAGUUCACUCCGUCUUGGUUACUUCCCUUGCCUCAGAACGAGAUCCAAGCAGAGGUUAACAAGCAUAUCAAAAACACAGUGACGCAUUUUAAAGGCCUGGUAGAACAUUGGGACGUGAACAACGAGUUACUUCACGGUCAGUACUACGAGAACAAAUUCCACGACCCGGAUUACACCAAGAAGAUUUUCCGUCUCGUCCAUCAGUAUGAUCCUGAUGUUAAACUGUUUCUCAACGAUUAUAACGUGGUUUCCGGAGGAGGAUAUACCGAGGCCUACCUGUCGCAAGCCAAAGAUUUCAAAGCGUCCAAUACUUACCUGGGAGGUAUGGGUGUUCAGUGCCAUUUUAGCUCCCAACCCAUUCCUAUGCUGAUCAAGCAAAAAUUGGACCGUCUUGCAGAAGCUGGAGUUCCGCUUUGGGCCACAGAACUGGAUGUGAUGAGCGACGAUGAGCAUCAGAGGGCUGACCAGUACGAGACGGCUUACCGGAUGUUGUUUUCGCACCCAGCUGUAGAGGGCAUUCUGACCUGGGGUUUCUGGAGCCAGCAUCACUGGAGAGGGGAAGCCGCGGCUCUCGUGUCAGGACCCGAGUUUAGGGUUAAUGCUGCUGGGAAGAGAGUUCUUCAUCUGAUGAACCAGGAAUGGCGGACCAAUGACAGCCGUCCUCUCUCACAAAGUUCGUCUUACACUGUCCGCGGUUUCCAUGGUGACUAUGAAGUGAAGGUCAAGGUCAACGGACACACCGUGCAGACAAAGCAGAUAACUCUGGGGAAAAGUGACACGAACUUAAAUUUACAUGUACAGGGUGGUCAUUGAAAAGCUACGGAAUAAAACAUUAAACAAGAAACUAUUGCUAAUGGACAAGAGUUUGUUACGCUGUGAGCUAAUUUGUAUUUUUGUCCUUUGAAGACACACUAUAAUUGUAUAGUAUAUUAUAUUAUUAUUAUAUUAUAUGACACUUAAAGCCAAACUUUAGAAUAGAAUUCUUCUACAACUGACUGAAAGUUACGACAAAAUGAUUCCUUUAAAGUUUGACAAGAAAUCAUUAGGUACAUGUACAUAUAUGGUGUUUUCUUGUGGCGGGGCGAGUCCAUGCCGCCAAAGCGCUGUCGCCACUGAAGUAUCACGCCGAAGACACCAGACACCCAGUCACAUUAUACUGACACCGGACCAACAGUAAUGUUUCCUUGCUCUAACCUCUGAAUGCUGAGCGCCGAGUUAGGCAGAGGCAAGUACCAUUUUUAAAGUCUUUGGUAUGACCCGACCCGUGUUUGAUCCCGGGUCUUUCGACUACGUUUUAAAGGUGGAGAAAAAGUAAAAAUUACAUGCAGUUCAGCUGAAGGAUUGUAAACAUUUAAUUGUAAAUGUGGCUUUCAAUAUUUUUGGGAUUUAUCUUUAAAGAGAA